Messenger RNA from Trypanosoma grayi, 1629 nucleotides. RefSeq lists its product as hypothetical. Lineage: Eukaryota; Euglenozoa; Kinetoplastea; Trypanosomatida; Trypanosomatidae. The record is from RefSeq and is a predicted model, not a curated record. Bases 1 to 1629 code for a protein of 542 amino acids. The transcript has a single exon.
AUGUUUCGCAAACUGAAGUUGGUUGGGGCGCACCCAGAUGUCCUCUGGGCCGUCGACGCGCAGAAGGCGCAGCACAAUGGCGAGGAGAUGAUUCGCCUGGAGACGUUGAUGCACCGGCGCAGUUCUGUGAACGGAAGCGGCGGCAGCCGCCAAGCCACUGCGGAGAGUUUCACCUUCUGGUUGGCUGACCAGAAGCAGCAGCACCUGGGCAGCAGUGGAAGCGUACCGCUGCACUCAGUGACAUGCACUAUCAACCCAGUGGCCCCGGCCCGUGUCGUCAAGCAGCAGCUGUCGCAGCUGUUCCGCGAUGCGGGUGUGUAUGAAGAGUUCGAGAUUGGCGACGAGGGAGUCGAGAUGAACCUCGAAUCUGUGCUGCGGCACGCAGAUGAGCGGCAGACCGAGCACCUGCACCAAUCCGGUGCGCUCUACAUACGUGGGGACAAGGCGGUGGAGAUGCUACGACGCUUCGGCGUCCUACUCGUCGUUGAGGAAGACGGAAUCACGUACCUCGUUACGCUGCCGGAGCUGCUGUCGCAGCAGCAGCUCGACUCAGCGCCUGCGACGUACACCCCGGCGCGGAGCCUCGUCGGUCCCAAUGGAGAAAUCGACCCCGAUGUGCAGGAGUACAUGCGUGAUCGUGGACUCCGCGCCUUUGACCUGCGCAUGGCUGGCAGUCACUCCUCGGUGGAGCGCUUCGUGUCCGCCUUUGAGCGGCUGGAGCGGAUGUACGACGUGCACCGCGGCCGGGCGAUGCGUUCGUGUGUGUGCCUUGUUGUGUCCCUCAAGUCACCCGACAACUAUGUGGCGGAGGAUGGCUGCAUUGUCCUUUCCGUGCACCGCAUGCCGGUGUGGGAGGAGUUCCUGCUUAGCCUUCCGCAGGAUGUGUGGCAGAACUGUGUGGAGCUGCACCGCAACUGGCGUGUCGGGAACGCGCCGAAGUUUAGGGAGCGGCAGCGGCAGCUCAUGAGGGUGGCUGACAUGUUCCACUUCUUCAGCGUGCGGCUCGAGUCGGGCAUCGGCUCCCGCACGGACUGGCAGCAGCAGCUCAUACUCCGCCUGCACAAAGAGGAGAUGAUGAUACGCAACGCGGUACGUAAGUACGGCCUGGCGUCCGACCUGCUGAAGAAACGUGGGGAGAUGCACGUGGCAUUCACCCUCCGCAGUGCACUCGACCCCACGAAAGAGAUCGGCUACCGCAUCGGUGGCGACGGCCGUCUCUUCUUCAACUACAGCAUGAUGAGCACGGGGCAGAUGCUGCGCGUGCUGAAGGACAACCUCCGCCGCCUCGAGACGUUCCAGAAGCAGCAUGACGACGCGGUGGCUGCGCUGGAGCAUUUGAGUCGAAGCAUCCCGGUGGACUUCAGCGUCGACACGGAGUGGAAGCUUCGGGAGGAGGGCAACCUGGUGAACUGCUUGCAGCGGUUUGUACGGACGAUCAAAGCGAACCAGGCACAGCUGACAGCUUUCCUGACGAUGCUGCUGAAGAACAGCGACACGAGAGGGGUGCCGAAGAAGCGGAUGGUGUGGAUCAUAUCCGCGCGCUUCGACACGAUGCCCAGCGGUGUUGUGUUCAUUCCAUGGGACGUCGACUUUGAAUCCAUCAAGAAGCACCUGCUACCGCGAGCCUGA